UCACAGAUAGUCGAGUACAUAAGUAUGAUAAGCCUAGCCUAUAUAACGGAUAGCGGCGUUGAACGACCGUCGUUAUAAACGCAUAAGGAAGUGCUACGAUCUACAUUUACUGGAUUGCAUUAGAAAAAUAACAUACAGUUAUGAUGCAAAUUUAAAUGCAUUUAUUGGAUUGUACAGUUUAUUCAUGUAUCAUAGUAUAUCCUAUGAAGACAUAUAAGUUUCGCUAAUAUUAUUAAAAUUGAUUGUUAAAAAAUGUGGUAUGGACCAAAUUUACAAAGAUCAUAUAAGUACAUGAUAUUUGCUUCAAAGAUGCCGUCUCUGAGGAUCGACCAGAGUGAUUUGAAAUGUAAGAAUGGAUGUGAUUACUAUGGCAACCCGCAGUGGCAAGGAUAUUGCUCCAAAUGCCACAGGGAACAACUACAGCGACAAAGAAGGGCUGAAAAAGCGUCAGCGGCAUCCGCGUCGGCGACUUUACCGAGACAGGAGCAGAAAAAGCCGGAGCGCGGACUUAAGUUGUCGUCUCACUCCUCCUUCUCCAAGUUCGAGGAGAAACGCCUGCGCCAGAGCGAGACCCUCAAGAAAGCUAAUUUACUUAAAUUUAGCGUCUUCAAGAAGAGUAGUGCAGAGGAACAUGAGCAAUCAGAGAGGAGACCUCAAGAAUUUAAGAUCCCGUCGAUGGUGAACGAAGGAAUGAAGCGUGACUUUCGUGCCCGGUUCCCGCAGCUGCCUGGGCAGGUGGACCGCGACGCGCGAGUCUUCGCCCACUCCUUCAUCAUGGACGUCAUCAAGUGCUCCAAUGUUAUGUCGGUUGAUGAGCUCUCAGAAAGAGUGCAGCGACAAUAUCAGAGGUUUAUACGGCACAUGGACACGUCGCAGCACUUCGCCGGUCUCGAGCAGGACACCAAGGAGCUGCUCAUUGACUUUGUAGAGAAACAUGUCAUGACUUAUUUACACGAAUUGCCUGGCGUGGUGUUCUCCCCCGCCGGCACGGAGGACGAGCGAGCUGACCGCGCGCUGUCGGAGCGCAUCCAGCAGCUGGGGUGGGUGGGGGAGCGACACCUUGACUGCGACCUGGACCGCAGCAACGCCGCCUGCCGACAGCAGCUCUACAAGGCUAUCAGUGAGUUGCUGGGUAUGGACGGGUGCGCGGCGCCGGGCGGGAAGCUGGCGCGCGUGCGGCGCUGCUGCCGGCACGUGCUGGCGCUGCCCGGACCGCCCGCCUCCGCUGACGAACUCCUGCCCAGGCUUAUAUUCACUGUGCUGAAGGCGAAUCCUCCACGUUUGGUGAGCAACAUAAACUUUGUGACGCGCUUCUGUAACGCGCAGCGUCUCAUGACAGGCGAGGGCGGGUACUACUUCACCAACCUGUGCUGCGCGGUGUCCUUCAUCGAGAACCUGAGUGCGGAGUCUCUGAACAUGGACAAGCAGGAGUUUGACUGCUACAUGGCCAUGCCCGCCUCCAUCGGCGGCAGCGCAUGGGCGGCAGCACUGUCGCUGUGCGCGUGCGCGCGCGAGGCGGAGGAGCAGCGCGCCCAGGCGGAGCGCAUGCUGCAACAACUACACGAGAUAGACGCACGCUCCAAAGCCCUCGCUGACAACGCUGCCAGCUUCGAGGAACAAAUUGCGAAAAAGGUGCAAGAUGUUCUAGCUAAAACUCCAUUAGAGAUCAAACCGCGUCGCGAGUUGCCGAGGUUUGGUAAAUUCAAGAGCAUCGCCGCGGCGCCGCUCAUUGACAUAGACACGCCCACCUCCGCACCAGACCACGCCCCCACUCCCGCCACACUACAGCAGGAAGCCACGCCCCGACAUACACCAAACGAACUACAAAAGGAACAUGAAAUCCCAGUAGUAGAAACUACUGUAGUAGAAGAUAAACAAGAAAUCCUCGACUUCCAAGUCUUAGAAAAGCCGUCUCCAUCAAAAUCUCCCAACAAUCUCGAUGAGAAAUGGGAUUUGAAGCAGACCAACUCCAUGGAACUCCUUACACCGUCACCUCUAGGGUUUACACCCUUUGAUUCAAGGUCAAUCGAUGAACUAGUCACCCCAGAAGACUUUGGUACGGAGAACUUAGCACCUGGAUUGAGUAAUAUCAAUUACGAUAUAGAUUUAUCUGACUUCAGCGGUGAUAAUAGUUUGGCUGAAGAUCCACCGAAAUCUGAACCCAAAGAUCCAUUCAGUCCGGAUGGUAUUAAGAAGGAGUUCGAUCCAUUUGCCCCUUUACCAUCCCGUAGUGAAUACAGUGCUAUAUUAGAAACAUUUGAUGAGUUCUCUUUAGUUGAUGCAAGGAAUGUGAGUUCUGAAGCAUUUGAAGUAGUCCACAGGGGACGGGAUCCGUUCAGUCCAGUUUUAACUGAACAGACGGAUCCAUUCAGUACAGCGAACCAACAUACUUCGUUAUUAGAUGAUAAAGAAUCUCCUACUGCUGAAUGUUUACUUCCAUCACCAUUACAGCCUCAGACCAGUAAAUCUACUUAAUAAUUAUUGGUAAUAUUGAAAAUAUAAGAAUAAUCAAUUUUGUGGCUAAAAUAGAUAAAAAAAUGCAUG
Molecule: messenger RNA, 2544 nt
Organism: Papilio xuthus (Asian swallowtail)
Lineage: Eukaryota; Metazoa; Arthropoda; Insecta; Lepidoptera; Papilionidae
Gene: Rabex-5
Product: Rabaptin-5-associated exchange factor for Rab5
Exons: 10
Coding region: 253-2475 (740 amino acids)
Biological process (GO): vesicle-mediated transport
Cellular component (GO): cytosol; endocytic vesicle
Molecular function (GO): small GTPase binding; zinc ion binding; guanyl-nucleotide exchange factor activity
Source: RefSeq, a predicted model, not a curated record